AUGAGAGAUGACAAGGGGGUACAGAUUAGGAAAGUGUACACAUUUGUUUUUCAAAAGAAUGUCAACUACAACAGCUACUUUCUUGCAUGUCCUGCUACUCUGUCAUUGAAAAUUUAAAAUAUCUUUUUGCUGACAAGGGACACAUCUCAGCCCUUUUAUGUGGGCUACAUCAUACCUGGAGGCCUCCAGUAGGUGACCGUGGAAGGAGGAAUUGUCCUAAGUAGAGAGUCGGCGAAGAGGCUCAAGGGGCUUCUCGGGGACCAUACAGAGUGUAAAGAUCAAGAUGUAAUUUGGAAUUUAUCCCUUGAUAAGCAGUUGGUAGUCUGCCUGAAAUGUGUGGGUGUUGUUGGGUGAGACGCAGAGGAUUAUGAAGGAAGAAAUGUGUUUAAUGCAUAGCCCAUUGAGUACCUCAUUCGAGCCGCAAUGCCUAAUAACCUGCAUCAAGUAAUAAAAGGCUGCUGUUCAGAUAUAGCCAUUAUGUUUCAUGGACUUACUUCCCCAGUUAGAGUAAUGAUGGCAUGUGGACACUGUUUCAUGCUUUUCUGGGCUUUUUUUUGCCUCCAAACAAUUCAGAAAAUGAGACUGGUGAGUAAUACAACUGUGCUGUUGAAGGACCUCUUGAAAUGUGGCAAGUCUGAUGUAAGAUGGACAACGUAA
Messenger RNA from Cricetulus griseus (Chinese hamster), 657 nucleotides. Lineage: Eukaryota; Metazoa; Chordata; Mammalia; Rodentia; Cricetidae. The record is from RefSeq and is a predicted model, not a curated record.